This is a messenger RNA of Cucurbita moschata (crookneck pumpkin), 1519 nucleotides long. Its product is annotated as probable magnesium transporter NIPA4. The transcript has 9 exons. Lineage: Eukaryota; Viridiplantae; Streptophyta; Magnoliopsida; Cucurbitales; Cucurbitaceae. Gene Ontology annotation, biological process: magnesium ion transport. The record is from RefSeq and is a predicted model, not a curated record. The coding region runs from base 297 to 1334 and encodes 345 amino acids. Gene Ontology annotation, cellular component: membrane. Gene Ontology annotation, molecular function: magnesium ion transmembrane transporter activity.
AAGCAAAGGGGGAAAUUUGUUCUUCUUCUUCUCUCUCUCUCUCUCUCUCUCUCCUUUCUGCCAUUUCGAUCCAAUCCAAGCAACGCCCCCAGCUGUAUCCAGUUUCUCUUCACCCAGCGGGGCCUCUCUUUAUAAGCGCCGACAUACCCAUCAACCCUUUGAUCUUUCGCUCCAUUCAUCUUCAAAUCUUCCCUUUCGAUUUACACCCAUUUCUAUUUCCGUUACUGGGUACCGACGCCCUUGAAUCAGCGCUCGAUGAACUAGCCACUGCUUGCUUCAUCGCUUCUUCCUCAGCCAUGGCGGCCGAGCCUCCCAGUUGGCACGAAGGCAUCUCCUCGGACAAUACCAAAGGCUUCAUUCUUGCUCUUUCUUCCAGCUUCUUCAUCGGUGGGAGCUUCAUUGUCAAGAAGAAGGGCUUGAAGAAAGCCGGUGCGUCGGGAAUCAGAGCAGGAGCUGGCGGAUUUACUUACUUAUAUGAGCCAUUGUGGUGGUUGGGCAUGAUAACAAUGAUUGUUGGAGAAAUUGCUAACUUUGUGGCAUACGCAUUUGCACCAGCCUUAUUAGUCACUCCUUUGGGAGCUCUCAGCAUCAUAAUCAGUGCUGUUCUUGCACAUAUCAUUUUACAGGAGAAGCUACACAUUUUUGGAGUUCUUGGUUGUAUACUAUGCGUGGUCGGUUCCACAACGAUUGUUCUUCAUGCUCCCCAAGAACGUGAGAUCGAAUCCGUGACCGAAGUUUGGCAAAUGGCAAUGGAGCCAGCUUUUCUUUUGUAUGCAACUCUGGUCAUAACUUCUGCAGUUAUACUCAUAUUCCACUUUAUACCUCAAUAUGGUGAGACACACAUAAUGGUUUAUAUCGGAGUUUGUUCCCUAUUAGGUUCGUUAUCGGUUAUGGGUGUUAAAGCUCUUGGAAUUGCCAUGAAGUUGACAUUAUCUGGAGUGAACCAGCUAGUUUAUCCACAAACUUGGAUUUUUGCAAUACUUGUAGCCACAUUUUUGCUGACCCAGAUGAAUUAUCUGAACAAGGCCCUUGAUACUUUUAACACUGCUGUUGUAUCUCCCAUAUACUACGUGAUGUUCACAUCACUGACCAUUUUGGCAAGUGUUAUCAUGUUUAAGGAUUGGGAUAGGCAGAGCCCAGCACAAGUCAUCACAGAAUUAUGUGGCUUUGUGACUAUUCUUUCAGGAACCUUUCUUCUUCACAAAACAAAAGACAUGGUUGAUGGUUUAUCGACAUCGUCGCCAAUUCGACUUCCAAAGCACGUGGACGAUGACAGAUAUAACGGCUUGGAAGGCAUACCUCUAAGACGGCAAGAAUCCAUGAGGUUGCCAUGAAGAAUUCAUAUGAUGCUCAGUUUGAGCGUUCUAAAUUUGAUCAUAUUCUUUAAACAAAAACACUUCCUCUUCUUCUGAUAAUUGCAGUUCCAUUGUGCAUACAAAUUCUCUCCCUGUACAUCAACAGGAUUGUAAGUUUAUACCCCAUUAUUUACAAAUAGAUUAAUUCCGACAUGUCGUAACUG